AGUUAAUUCGGAGCCUGGAAACCAAGCUCAAAGUGAGGAGACACUGUGAGACGUCGUGUUGUGGGUGACAGUCAUUGAUAAGAGUCACUGUUUUAAAGCAGCAAGGUUCCAGGAGCUAUGAACCCUGUAAAAAUGACGGUAGCCCAAAAGCAUCAUCUCUUUUUUAUUGGCUUCUUUGGCUUUUGUGUGGAUUGUUUUGUACAGGGCCAAAAAAACAACACUCUAAUUUUCACCAAGGAAAACACAAUUCGUAAUUGCACAUGUCCUGAUGAUAUUGGCGACAAUGACUGUGAUUACAGUUUGGCAAACCUAAUCUGUAACUGUAAGACUGUCUUGCCUAAUUCAAUAGACAAAACCUACUACAACAAUCUGACGAUUUGGUUCACAGACACAUCUAUGCUGGGAAUGCUGUUAAACUCUACAGCAGUGCAUGACUUGAAGCUCUCACUCUGUGGCUCCAUUCCACUGCCAACAGAGUACCUGAUGAUCUGGGGAUUGCGAAGACUACAGAUAAAAAGAGACCACAAUGGUCAGUUACAACAGCAGAGUUUAACCAUCUUCAGUAGCUACGACAACAACGUGCAAGAUAAAUUGAAGGUGCAGUGCAAAGGAAGGAAAAUUAUUGCUUAUAUUUCUGUUCUAUACACAUCUCUUUUCAACACCUACUCCCCACUGAAAUCAUACAGUGUAGAAAAUAUUUCCAACAUAACAAACCACUUUUCAAGUCUGCCAUAUUCUGAUAACCUCUUCAUUACUAAUAACAAAAGAUAUGUCAUAACAUUCAUCUACUGACACAGCAUACUUGCCUAUUCCUCCAAUGCAUUCAUGAUCCAAUGCAUUCAUGAUAAGUAAGGCAACGUUUUAGAAGCUGAACUCCUGCCAUUCAUUUGUAUUUAAAUAUCAAAGCCUAACCGAAAUUAAUACUAUUAACAAUGGUUUGUAUUUCCUGUUUCAAUAAGUUUGUUCAAUUUCAGUCUCCUGUACCAACUGUCCACCGUUUGGGAGCAAACCAAAGUAAGAUCUAAUCAGAAGUCCUCAAUGGGAUUUACUCCCAGGAAAGUGUUCUUAGGGUUGCAGCUUUUGGAAUCCUAAAUUAUUUAGUGUUACCAUCUAGUGCAUGCCAUCCAUCACUUAACUGCUCCUUCACUGUUUAAUCAAAGUUCCAUCCAUGCACAGGUACCACUAGACUCAAACUUGGUUCUCACAUCUGCUUGUUAACUCUUGUAUUUGUAUGUUAAU
Gekko japonicus is the source of this 1239-nucleotide messenger RNA. RefSeq names its product chromosome unknown open reading frame, human C21orf62 (gene EPCIP). The transcript is spliced from 2 exons. The coding region runs from base 118 to 792 and encodes 224 amino acids. Lineage: Eukaryota; Metazoa; Chordata; Lepidosauria; Squamata; Gekkonidae. The record is from RefSeq and is a predicted model, not a curated record.